This is a messenger RNA of Iphiclides podalirius (scarce swallowtail), 405 nucleotides long. Lineage: Eukaryota; Metazoa; Arthropoda; Insecta; Lepidoptera; Papilionidae. The record is from the annotation of a GenBank genome assembly.
AUGGCCAAUACCGGAAAAGGCACGUUUCAACCUGAUUCGGACGUCCACAUAUCAUAUGAAGAUCAACAAAAAAUUAACAAAUUUGCUAGGCUUAACGCCAAAGUUGACGAUAUAAAGGAUGAGCUUAAAGUAAAGCAAAACGAUAUGAAAAAUUUAGAAGAAGCAGUGGAGGAAUUGGGACUGGCGGAUGACACAGAUAAAAUUCCUUACUUAAUUGGUGAGGUGUUUGUAUGCCAAACUGUGGAAGAUACUUUGAAAUCAUUAGAAAAAACAAAAUUAAAAAAAGAGAAUGAAAUAAGUGAGUUGGAAGCACAGUGUGAAGCUCUAAGAUCUCAGAUGAGCGAUUUGAAAGCCCACCUAUAUGGGAAAUUUGGCAGCCACAUUAAUCUGGAAAAUGACGAAGAA